Spodoptera littoralis (African cotton leafworm) is the source of this 2492-nucleotide messenger RNA. The record is from the annotation of a GenBank genome assembly. NCBI's taxonomy places the organism in Eukaryota, Metazoa, Arthropoda, Insecta, Lepidoptera, Noctuidae.
GUAUCGUAGACAGAGAAUAGAGAAUCCUAUAUUCUCUGUCUACGGGAAGUAUAGACAAUUGACAGUAUAGUCCACUGAUAUGAUUACACCUUAUCAGUGGAUUACAUUUAUGGUAUUGUCUAUUGAUAGUUAAACGUCAAAGUGUCAAACAAACGCUAACGCAGUUUUUUUAGGUUACUACUGAAGUUCACAAAACAAUGCUACAGUGUUUAUAGGAGUUUGAAAUAAUACCGAACUUUAAUUAUAAACCAUGGAUAACAGUAACAGAAUCGUCCCACCUCAUCUCAAUGCUGAAAUAUACAGAACCGACACCACCGGCACGAACACCCUAUCUUAUUUAGAUUAUGUCAGAAUUCAUUCCGAUGGAAGUGUUCUGGUGGGAUCAUCAGAACUAACUGGUCGGUAUUGGAACGGUGGCGUAAGUGUGUACAAGAGUAUAGCUGAAGCUCAAAGUAUCAAAACUGAAGAUAAGAGGAGUAUUUCUUUGUGCAGUGGAACUGCUGAUGGUUGCUUUAUAGGAAGUUCAAAUAAGUUGUUAAUAUGUGAAGACAGUGGUGCAGUAAGUGUAUGGGUCAAGAACGGUGACCAGCAGAAUGCUUGGCACCAAUGGAGGGAAGACCUCUCUGUAGCAGAACAUGAUAAUGCAGUUUUAGCUGUAGACUGCCUUGAACCUGAACGCCUCUAUGCUACCGCUGGUGCUGAUGGAAAUGUAAAGGUGUGGGACAUAAAUGACAUGAUAUGUAUAAGGAACUACAGUGCAGCACAUAGUAUGAUUAUAAAUACAAUUGCAGUAAAACCAAAGUCUGCCCACAGUUUUGCAACUGGGUCCAUGGAUCAGUAUGUCACAUUGUGGGAUGAAAAUACUGAUAAAGCAGUGCUAGAUAUUAUGAAAAAUAAUUGCGCUAUACACUGCUUGGCUUGGUUGGAUGAGAAUCGUUUAGUUGUAGGGGAUGAAGCUGGUGUAUUAUAUUUGGUAGAUAUCAGAAACACAGAAAGUAAUGUGAAAAUAACAGAAUUCCCUGCAGCAGUACACAAGUUGGUUGUACACCCAGAUACGGACAAAGUGGCAGUUUGUUGUGACAACAGAAUUGUCACAGUUUGUAAAGUGGAAGAGAAUUGUGAACCCAAAGUAAUAUACCAUGACAGACAUAUGCACAGCAACUAUGUCAGAGGAGCAGCUUGGGACAUCGAGGAUAAGAACACUCUUCAUACAGUUGGAUGGAACGGUGAAUUGAAAUCACACACAAUUUCGUUGGGUUGAAAGUAGUUUGUAUAAUAAAACAAUAUUCCAAAAUUGUUGACUUUUUCUUUUUAUAAAAUGAAGUAAAAGAGAACCUAAACGUUUAUCAGAACCUCCUACUUAUUAUCACUGGGGAAUAUCAUCGAAUUACUGCUCCCGCUUGGGUGAGUGUCAGACUCUUACUGACUAAAAACCACCCUAUUCCUUCUCCUGCACGUCGAGCCGGAGCCCCGGUUACCCGUUAGGUUCUCCGCGACUCCGAAUCAGCAUCGGCCCUAUUGGGCCCCAUCUGUGGUGGUCUGAUGGCUCUUUGUGGUGCGCGCGCAACGCGACGCGCCGUACGCUCGGGUCUGUUUCUGGUCGGACGGGGGGUUUAUUCCACUUUGUUCACCUGGGUGAUUUCACCUAGGUGAACAAAGUAGACUUUUUGGAGUCCUCAAUUCACCUGGGAAUUAUUUCACCUAGGUGAAUUGAGUUGACUUAAGUAGUCUCCUUUGUUCACUUGUCAAUUAAUUCACCCAGGUGCACAAAGGCGACUUUUUACUUUUACGUUGUGGACUUAUAUCACCUACCUACCUUAAAUCAAGUUAAAUAAAAACUUUCAAUUUUACAUAUAUUUUAAUAUGUUCAAAUAUCAGAUUAAUGUUGGUCUAUUACACAUGCAAAGACAUAUCACAAUUUCUAACACUACGCUAGGAGUUCCAGUUACAGCUAUAACUGUACACUGGGUAUAAUUACGAACAAAAUUUUAUUCCCACACGUGGUCUUGGAAAUUGUGAAAUCACCCAGGUGAACAAAGUGGAAUAAACCGGACGGGGAGCCACCCAUUCUCGCCGUCCGCAGGCCCGCGCUUACGGUGGCCGGAGAUCGUCCCGCGAUCCCCGACGUCCGGUGUGUCCUUUGCGAUGGCUGGGUUGCGAGGAGGCAGCGCUUCGCUGUCUCACGCGUCCCGCCUCCACCAUAGAGAUAGCAAGUGCAACCUUGCGCAAGAGGACUCUGAUCAAUUCUGAGGUGCAGCAAAGGGUUAUGACAAUGAACUUCCGUACAAUUGCCAUAAAAUAAAACAAAUAUAUUCAAUGCUGCCAUAAGUAUUUAUUUCUGCGAUAAGUAAUAAUGAUGUGAGUAACAUGCGGAGGUCGAUCAAUGGUGGGGGGAGGGCGCACGAUGCUCGGGCGACGCGCACGGCGAGGAGCCGCGCCGGCUCGUGGUGCCGGGGCUCUUCAGGCGCACCAUCGUGUCCAGGUGCCGGAAC